AUGGGCACAGGGACAAGGCUCCGGCUCUUGGUAUCUUGUCUCUGGGCUUUGGCUUCUCCGGGCUCUGGCUCCCUGGCUCUGGCUCUGCUGCGUCUCAGAGAUGCAGGUUACAGGCAUGACUGGGGCCUUUGCCCAGGGGAGGCGCUGGACUGGACGCCGAUCUUGAAAAAGCAACCACGGCGACAAGGAAGCCCAGGGGACCACCUCCAUUGGUCCCGACUCCAUAGAAAGGAAGUAGAAGAUGCGGAUCUGGUUCAGGGGUUUUCCGAUAUCCAUCAUCAUCGUCCCCUUCCCAGGGUCGACAGGCUGGAGGAUGGAGUUCCUGAUGGAGUCGCCGAUGGAGUCUCUUCGAUCACGGCAGACGUCGAUGCGAUGGGAGUAGAUCUGGUCCUAUAG
Messenger RNA from Nannizzia gypsea CBS 118893, 396 nucleotides. RefSeq lists its product as hypothetical. NCBI's taxonomy places the organism in Eukaryota, Fungi, Ascomycota, Eurotiomycetes, Onygenales, Arthrodermataceae. The transcript is spliced from 4 exons. The record is from RefSeq and is a predicted model, not a curated record. The coding region runs from base 1 to 396 and encodes 131 amino acids.